This is a messenger RNA of Babesia microti strain RI, 1869 nucleotides long. RefSeq names its product conserved Plasmodium protein, unknown function. Bases 1 to 1869 code for a protein of 622 amino acids. Lineage: Eukaryota; Apicomplexa; Aconoidasida; Piroplasmida; Babesiidae. The transcript has 3 exons. The record is from RefSeq and is a predicted model, not a curated record.
AUGGGAUGGGUUAUAGGUCGCCACUGCUUCUAUGCUCGUUCUGGCGACUUUUCAUCACUCCUCUCCCUCACACACCUUGUGGCACUCGUAUUGACCGGGUAUGGCAUUCUUUCAAAAUCACCUGUGACAAAUGGGCCAUUCAAUAAGCUAUGGGUGAUUUGUGUUUCAUCAGCAUUUUUCACAUUCUCCCUCAUUUGCACCCGAAAACUAUCUGAGCCAGUUGGAAAGCCGACAAUUACUACCUACAUUUUGGCACCAUUUAUCAGCCUUAGCAUUGGAGCACUUGUUGCUCAGUCUUACUUUCACAAUGCAUUGCGAGGCCUAGUUCUACAUUUAAUCUUGAUCAGUUUUUCCUUAACGGGGUUUCCCGCACUGAUCAUCUUCAUAACAGUGACGGUUGGCAUAUCACUAGGGAUAGUUGGCCUAAUACAUAUAAGCGAUUCAUGUUGCUUUAAGAUCAUAUGGCUGGACUUGGUGCUAUUUCUAUGGCAAUCUGUUGGAGGGUUGCUGAUGUAUAAGAGAUUCGAGUGCCUGGCUAUGAUGAUUGUUAGUAUCAAAAAGAGGCCGUUGCUAUGCGUAAACAACUAUAAACCGGUGGAAUAUGUUGAGAGUGAAUUGAUGCGCCUUAUAGACCGGGAUGAAGUAAUUGACUUGUUUGCAAAGUCUUUAGAUUCGCAAAGAACGCUUUCUCGUGCGCUACAAAACUCAAAUACUAUGCUAAGUUCUAAUAGUAUUCGCAGUUCCCAUACACUCAGGUCCAUAUCUUCUAGGGUUGAUUCUAGGCUAGUUGAGACAAUUAUUACCAACAGGUCUAACAAGAUUCUCGAGUCUAUUCCCAGUGAUUUCAUGCCACCAAUACUACAAAGAUCCAACAUAGUGUCAUCUUUCAUUUCUGAGCCUGUGAUUAUAAAUGACAAUGACCCAUAUCUUAAUGAAUUUAAAAAUUUCGAGUUUGAAGUUAUAAAUCCCACACGCAGGAGAUCACUUAACAAGCUACCGAUUUGUGUCAAAAGAACGAUUGGAUUUAUGUUGUACUGUUUGAAGCGAUGCUACGAGAUGAGGAGCGUGUUUUUGAGAGCUACAUGGGCAAAUGAAGAUUUAUUACCGCCAAGAAAUGUUUUAGGCAUGUUUUCAUGCACAAUUUUCGAAGACUGGUAUGUGGAAUGGAUGCACGAGUUUAACGUCAAAUUUUACGCCGAUUCCGUUUGGAUACUGCUCUUAUUUUGCUACCAUGGUACAAUAUCGAGUGCAAUUGCAUUGGCAAAGCACUAUAACUCAAUCUCAUCUAAAGCCGUCACAAGCAGAUACAUCUUUUUAACAAUACGAUUUAUCACGCAGCCAUUGGCUGUCACUCUGGUUCUAUUACCAUUAUUGCUGAAUAAGUGCAGGGGAUCGACUAUGAAGGCGCGCUGCUACUACUUGUUAUCACUACUACUAUGUCUAAUACAGCUGUUCUUUGCCAUAUUUGACAUAUCGUGGAUACUAACUUGGGAAAACCCGGGAGAAAUAUCUUACAAUUCGUACUCUGUAGAAAUGCUACUAAUGCAUACAUCUGUAAUACUCUUAUGCCGUUACCCAGCGUACUUUUUCUUAUUCUUAGUCUACUCUUUCUCUUUCAUAACCCUGCACUUCAUCCUUUCUUCUGACCCUAGGAUAAGGAUUAUUUCGGCAGAAUUCGCUCCGCAAGUGGUCACUGCCAUUGGAUCAUUCUUCUUUUACAUCCGUCCGGUGGAUAUUUCCCGAAGGAUGAUAUUUUGCCGAUACGUGCUACCAUAUUUAAUGCACUUGAGAAUAAUUUGCCAGGAAAAACAGGAUGGACAGGAAGAUGUGAGGUUGGAUAAGUUGGGGACUAGUAUAUCUUGUAGCUAG